UGCUUCCGGGGCACAGUAGGCUCGGCCCCUCCUCAGCUCUUACCCUCCUCUACCCGAGGAGGGGGGAGUCGAGGGGGUGGGGAAGAGUUCGUUGUUUGUUUACACGAUGUGAGCGGAAAAAGAGACCAAUAAAGUUUAUUCUGGAAACAAAAGGAAAAAAAAACAGGGGUGACAGAGAAAGGAGACGGGGGCGGGGGCGUGUGGCGGGGGCUAGCUAGGAGAGGCAGCGAGAAGGAGAAAGCGGCAGUUCCGGUGCCGCCGCUGCGGCCGCUGAGGUCUCGGGCUGCUGCCGCCGCGGCCGCUGGGGCUGGGGCCGCCGGCGAGGCAGGGCUCGGGCCCGGCCGGGCAGCUCCGGAGCGGCGGGGGAGAGGGGCCGGGAGGCGGGGGCUGUGCCGCCCGCUCUCCUCUCCCUCGGCGCUGCCGCCGCCGCCGCCCGCGGGGCUGGGACCCGAUGCGGUUAGAGCCGCGGAGCUUCGAGGAGCCCCGAGCAUGCUGUUAUGCUGAAUUUUCACCACAUCAGGAUUCUCCAUCAAGACAUUGGGGAGUAUGCCUUGAGAUGAAUGAAGCUAAAGGAACUGCCCGAAAUUUCCUGAGGAAGUCUUAGUAAUUGCAGAGUUCUCCAUAAGAUUUCUGCUUUGGGACAGCCACACAUCUAAUUCCUUAAAGUACUUUUAUAUGUAAAACUUGUAAAGGAUCAGAACAAUGCCUCCAAGACCAUCAUCAGGUGAACUGUGGGGCAUCCACUUGAUGCCCCCAAGAAUCCUAGUAGAAUGUUUACUACCAAAUGGGAUGAUAGUGACUUUAGAAUGCCUCCGUGAGGCUACGUUAAUAACGAUAAAGCAUGAACUAUUUAAAGAAGCAAGAAAAUACCCUCUCCAUCAACUUCUUCAAGAUGAAUCGUCUUACAUUUUCGUAAGUGUUACCCAAGAAGCAGAAAGGGAAGAAUUUUUUGAUGAAACAAGACGACUUUGUGACCUUCGGCUUUUUCAACCCUUUUUAAAAGUAAUUGAACCAGUAGGCAACCGUGAAGAAAAGAUCCUCAAUCGAGAAAUUGGUUUUGCUAUCGGCAUGCCAGUGUGUGAAUUCGAUAUGGUUAAAGAUCCAGAAGUACAGGACUUCCGAAGGAAUAUUCUCAAUGUUUGUAAAGAAGCUGUGGAUCUUAGGGAUCUUAAUUCACCUCAUAGUAGAGCAAUGUAUGUUUAUCCUCCAAAUGUAGAAUCUUCACCAGAACUGCCAAAGCACAUAUAUAAUAAAUUGGAUAAAGGGCAAAUAAUAGUGGUGAUUUGGGUAAUAGUUUCUCCAAAUAAUGACAAACAGAAGUAUACUCUGAAAAUCAACCAUGACUGUGUGCCAGAACAAGUAAUUGCUGAAGCAAUCAGGAAAAAAACUCGAAGUAUGUUGCUAUCAUCUGAACAACUAAAACUCUGUGUUUUAGAAUAUCAGGGCAAGUAUAUUUUAAAAGUGUGUGGAUGUGAUGAAUACUUCCUAGAAAAAUAUCCUCUGAGUCAGUAUAAGUAUAUAAGAAGCUGUAUAAUGCUUGGGAGGAUGCCCAAUUUGAUGCUGAUGGCUAAAGAAAGCCUCUAUUCUCAACUGCCAAUGGACUGUUUUACAAUGCCAUCAUAUUCCAGACGCAUCUCCACAGCUACGCCAUAUAUGAAUGGAGAAACAUCUACAAAAUCCCUUUGGGUUAUAAAUAGUGCACUCAGAAUAAAAAUUCUUUGUGCAACCUAUGUGAAUGUAAAUAUUCGAGACAUUGACAAGAUUUAUGUUCGAACAGGUAUCUACCAUGGAGGAGAACCCUUAUGUGAUAAUGUGAACACUCAAAGAGUACCUUGUUCCAAUCCCAGGUGGAAUGAAUGGCUGAAUUACGAUAUAUACAUUCCUGAUCUUCCUCGUGCUGCUCGACUUUGCCUUUCCAUUUGUUCUGUUAAAGGCCGAAAGGGUGCUAAAGAGGAACACUGUCCAUUGGCCUGGGGAAAUAUAAACUUGUUUGAUUACACAGAUACUCUAGUAUCUGGAAAAAUGGCUUUGAAUCUUUGGCCAGUACCUCAUGGACUAGAAGAUUUGCUGAACCCUAUUGGUGUUACUGGAUCAAAUCCAAAUAAAGAAACUCCAUGUUUAGAGUUGGAGUUUGACUGGUUCAGCAGUGUGGUAAAGUUUCCCGAUAUGUCAGUGAUUGAAGAGCAUGCCAAUUGGUCUGUAUCCCGUGAAGCAGGAUUUAGUUAUUCUCAUGCAGGACUGAGUAACAGACUAGCUAGAGACAAUGAAUUAAGAGAAAAUGAUAAAGAACAGCUCCGAGCAAUUUGUACACGAGAUCCUCUAUCUGAAAUCACUGAGCAAGAGAAAGAUUUUCUGUGGAGCCACAGACACUAUUGUGUAACUAUCCCCGAAAUUCUACCCAAAUUGCUUCUGUCUGUUAAAUGGAACUCUAGAGAUGAAGUAGCUCAGAUGUACUGCUUGGUAAAAGAUUGGCCUCCAAUCAAGCCUGAACAGGCUAUGGAGCUUCUGGACUGCAAUUACCCAGAUCCUAUGGUUCGAGGUUUUGCUGUUCGGUGCUUAGAAAAAUAUUUAACAGAUGACAAACUUUCUCAGUACCUAAUUCAGCUAGUACAGGUACUAAAAUAUGAACAGUAUUUGGAUAACCUGCUUGUGAGAUUUUUACUCAAAAAAGCGUUAACUAAUCAAAGGAUCGGUCACUUUUUCUUUUGGCAUUUAAAAUCUGAGAUGCACAAUAAAACAGUUAGUCAGAGGUUUGGCCUGCUUUUGGAGUCCUAUUGCCGUGCAUGUGGGAUGUAUCUGAAGCACCUUAAUAGGCAAGUUGAGGCUAUGGAAAAGCUCAUUAACUUGACUGACAUUCUCAAACAAGAGAAGAAGGAUGAAACACAAAAGGUACAGAUGAAGUUUUUAGUUGAGCAAAUGCGGCGACCAGAUUUCAUGGAUGCUCUCCAGGGCUUUCUGUCUCCUCUAAACCCUGCUCAUCAGCUGGGAAAUCUCAGGCUUGAAGAGUGUCGAAUUAUGUCUUCUGCAAAAAGGCCACUGUGGUUGAAUUGGGAGAACCCAGACAUCAUGUCAGAGUUACUCUUUCAGAACAAUGAGAUCAUCUUUAAAAAUGGGGAUGAUUUACGGCAAGAUAUGCUAACCCUUCAGAUUAUUCGCAUUAUGGAAAAUAUCUGGCAAAAUCAAGGUCUUGAUCUUCGAAUGUUACCUUAUGGAUGUCUGUCAAUUGGUGACUGUGUGGGACUUAUCGAGGUGGUGAGAAAUUCUCACACUAUAAUGCAGAUUCAGUGUAAAGGAGGCCUGAAAGGUGCACUGCAGUUCAACAGCCACACACUCCAUCAGUGGCUCAAAGACAAGAACAAGGGAGAGAUAUAUGAUGCAGCCAUCGAUUUGUUUACACGAUCAUGUGCUGGAUAUUGUGUUGCCACCUUCAUUUUGGGAAUUGGAGAUCGUCACAAUAGUAAUAUCAUGGUUAAAGAUGAUGGACAACUGUUUCAUAUAGAUUUUGGACACUUUUUGGAUCACAAGAAGAAAAAAUUUGGUUAUAAACGAGAGCGCGUGCCGUUUGUUUUGACACAAGAUUUCUUAAUAGUGAUUAGUAAAGGAGCCCAAGAAUGCACAAAGACAAGAGAAUUUGAGAGGUUUCAGGAGAUGUGUUACAAGGCUUAUCUAGCUAUUCGGCAGCAUGCCAAUCUCUUCAUAAAUCUUUUCUCAAUGAUGCUUGGCUCUGGAAUGCCAGAACUACAAUCUUUUGAUGAUAUUGCAUACAUUCGAAAGACCCUAGCUUUAGAUAAAACUGAGCAAGAGGCUUUGGAAUAUUUCAUGAAACAAAUGAAUGAUGCACAUCAUGGUGGCUGGACAACAAAAAUGGAUUGGAUCUUCCACACAAUUAAGCAGCAUGCUUUGAACUGAAAUGAUAACUAAGAAACUAAAAGCUCAGUAUCUGGAUUCUACACUGCACUGUUAAUAACUGUCAACAGGCAAAGACUGAUUGCAUAGGAAUUGCACAAUCCAUGAACAGCAUUAGAAUUUACAGCAAGAACAGAAAUAAAAUACUAUAUAAUUUAAAUAAUGUAAACGCAAACAGGGUUUGAUAGCACUAAACUAGUUCAUUUCAAAAUUAAGCUUUAGAAUAAUGCGCAAUUUCAUGUUAUGCCUUAAGUCCAAAAAGGUAAACUUUAAAGAUUGUUUGUAUCUUUUUUUAAAAAACAAAACAAAAAAAAAAAAACCCAAAAUAUAUAGAAAUGAUGGAGAAGGAAAAAGGAUGAUGUUCUCUUUUUGUCUUGCAAAUGUUUUCUGUUUUGAAAUGUGGACACAACAAAAUCUAUUAUUGCAUUAGGUCCAAGUAAACUGGAGUUUGAUGUUAAAUUACUUUAAGAUUGGAAAAUAAUGAAAAUUUCUUAUUUUUCCAUUGCUGUUCAAUUUAUAGUUUGAAGUGGGUUUUUGACUCCUUGUUUGAUGAAGAAAAAUGCUUGGGGUGUAAGGGACUCUUGAGAUUUCAAAAGAGACUUUUCUUUUUUAAUAAAUCAAACCUUUUGAUGAUUUGGGGUCUUAUCUGCAAAGUUUGGGAAGCAGUCACAAAUGAGACCUGUUACAAAGUGGUAUUUUGAGGUUUUUUUUUUUUUUUUCCUGGACAGUAUUUACAAGAAUCUGAUUCUUAUUUCCCAGGGAAAUUCUGGGCUCCCUCAAAGUAAAAUAAUCAUCGUAGAGAAAGAAUGAGCAGGAAUAAUUUUUGCUCCAGAAUUGUACAGUAUUCACCUUAGAUUGACUUUUUUUUCUCCUUUUGCAAUGAAUUGAAUACAUUUUUCAUGCAUGUUUUCCAGAAAAUAGAAGUGAGUAUUAAUGUUAUUAAAAAGAUUAUUUUUUUUAUUAAAGGCUAUUUAUAUUAUAGAAACUAUCAUUAAUAUAUAUUCUUUAUUUACAUGAUCUGUCCCAUAGUCAUGCAUUGUUUUGCACCCCAAAUUUUUAUUGUUUGUAGCAGCAUGGUCAGCUUUUUUCUUGAUCUGUGGGUAAGGUUCAGGCACUAUCUCAUACCAAUGACUAGUAUAUAACUACUUAAGGAAAACAGAUUUAAAAGUUCUCUUUCCUUUUAUUGUCUUCUGUUUUCACUUGAAUCGCCCAUCUUCCAUCCUCUUUUAUAGUUGAGAAUGCCUCAGUCAUAUGAAAUUAGUUGCCAAAUUAACACAAUUUAGACUAUCUUCCUAAUUGCUUUACCCCUCUACCCAAGUAGGCUCAUGAAUAAUACUUUAUAAUAAGGGGAAUAGAAAUCAUGAACUUUUUACCUUUUAAGGCUAUUUACUCAAUAUCUCCUUAGUAAAAUUAGGACCUUAAACCAUUUUCAGAUCAUGUCCCAUUUCUAAUCAGGGCUCACUUUCCAACUUUAUUAAAUAGCAUUUGAGCACAAGAUACAUUCUUAAACAUUUUGAAAAACAUUAACCCAGAAUGUAGGGGCUCAGGCUAGUCAUCACUCUACAAUCUGAUAUUUUACUGAGUAUUUGAAAUGAAUGAUUAAUGCCCUAGGAAAUAGCUUUAGCAAGUGUCCAGGUGCCACACCAGAAAAAGUGCAAUAAUUUACUGACAGUUUUCUAGACUAGGCUUAUUAUUGGAAUACAACAUUAUGAAGAGUGCAUAUUGUAUACAGCAUCACUUAAGAAUAUCCACUUAUGAAAUCAGACCUAUAGUAGAAGUCUUGGAUAGUAAACAGGGACUCUAAUACAGAUACUCUUAAUAUUUGGCUAUUUUAGAACCCUUAAAGGGCAUAAUUAUUGGAGACUUAGGUACCUCACUAAAGUGUGUACAUAAUAUUGCCAAUAAGAAAGAUUAAUUUGAAAAUUAGGGAAACUUCUCUAAACUGUCUUGGAAUAGUUAAGAAUUUAAACUCUGUUUUAAGCAGGAGACCAGAUAGAUUCUUUUGCAGAUAUCGGAAAUUUCAAACUUAUUAAAACUUUGUGAUUAAUGUUUUUUGUCUUUUAGAUUUAUUCAGUUAAUACAUACUAACAUCCCAGUAUUUUCUGUAUUAGGGAUUAAUUACAGGAACGCUCAGUAAAAUAAUACAAUUCCGAAAGAAGUUUUGAUGGUGGAAACUGAGAUUUUAACAGAGAACUAACUGUGUUUUACUGAGUGCCAAAAAAGCUUUGAGCUUCCUUGUACAAAGUUUAUAUAAUUUUUGCAUUUUUCACAUCAGUCCAGAUAGUCCCUUCCCCUAGGACCUCUCUGCCACUAAAAGACAAGCCACAUAGCUUAUUUUAUCCCAAAUUUUAAGAGUUUUUACAACCAAAUUAAUUCCAUUGGAUGAAAUGUAGACAGAUUCUAUAAAGACUAUAGAUUAAGUGAACUAGCUAAAAACAAAGUAUAUUUCAAACAUAUCCAAGCAGAGUUUAUGCAAACAACAUUAAAAAUAAGGAAAAAGGGGACAGGUAGUACUCAGAAGGCAAGGAACCAAAAAUUGAAUUAAAUAUUACAUGGGAUGACUAGGAUAUGUUUCAAGUCAGUGAUAAUAUAGCUACUUCCAGGUACUUCAGUAUCAGAGAUCAGUUCCUAUCGGCCAAUUUCUAUGACCAACCGUCCUUGUCAUUGAAUGUGGUAUAACUGACUAUUGACCUGACAGGUUCAUUUGGUCAGUUGAGCAAUAUUUCCUUUAAUGACUAUUUUUGAGAAAAGAAAAAUAGGUUUAAAGAAAAUAAAACUUAAACACAUUCUCUCAAGAAAUAAUCAACUAUUUGAAAAUCAUGCUUUAACUUUUUAUCAUAUUUUCAGCUAUAUAAAAUCAUUUAUUUUGAAGACUUUCAGAAUGCUGUUAAUUUGAAAUCUGUUAAUCAUGUUGUAGAAUUUGGUUUUUUAAAAAAGAUGUUUCUAAUUGGAUUUUUUAAAAAAGAAUGGAAUUUGGUCACUAUUUUAUGAUAGAACCUAAGCUUUUUGUGGUUCUUAGUGUCCUCUGUAAAACUUAGUGUCGAAGUAAUCAACUUUUGAGGUUUUCCCUUCUAAUCUGCUUUAUAUUACAAGCCCUUUAGGAAAUGGGAACCUGGUGAAUAUAUAAUGAAUUGUAAAAUAUUUUAAUGUGUAACUUUUUCAACUGUGAAACUAUGACUAUUGGUUUUUUGAAGAAAACAGCUGCUGAUAAAGUAUUUUGUGUAAAGUGUAGUUCUUAUUAAUCAGGAAAAUAAUCAAUUACUUGAUUAGAAUGUAUAUAACCUCUUGGAUUUUAUUUUAAAUGGAUUGGUGAUUUUCACAUAGGUAAAACACAGUCCAUCUGUAUUCUUUUUCCAUCAAAAAUCUAGUGAUUUGGCAUUUAUUUAAAAAAAUUUAUGAGCAGCCUAUGUAUGUUAAAGGCACCAUGGAAAAUUCACAGUACAUAAACUUGGAUUUGUUUCUUAGUGAUUUGUAAAUCCAUUUAAUUCAUAUCCUGAUCAAUAGUCCAUGUUUGCCACAUUUUGAAGAAAUAUAAUUUCCAGCAUUAUUUUAAACAUAACAAGUUAACUUUUUCUGAAUGUUAUAAAUUCCUUUUGUUUCUGUUAUCUGCACAAACUGCAGACCUGGGCUGGACCCACACAUUCAGAAUCCAUCUUAAAAAUUUAUUUUGAUGUCCAAGGCAUCACUAAAAUAUUUCAGUUUAAAGACCAUAUGUGGUGGUAAUGGAUUGUGGUGCUUCUACUAUUUAAAAACAACUUUCAUACUUCAGAUAUUUUUGAGAAGAGGGGAAUGUGAAGGGAGGGGGCAGAACAGGGAGGAGUUGCUUGAAUGAGUUACAUUCUUCAUAUCCGUCUUGCUCGGAUCGGGCACUAAGAAGGCUGAAAGCUGUGAGAGUAUAUUGUGCACACCAUGAGGGAAUUAAUUCUUCAUCAAGGAUGGGAUUGUGAAGGCUGAACUAUACAAAUCAGCACUGACAAAAUCUUCAGAUAAUAAUUCUUGGUGAUAGAGAAUAAUACAGCUGGGCUGUUUUUUAAAAUAUAAAGACAAACCAUUUUUAUUUUUUAAUUAUCAAAUUAAAAAUUGUAAAUGUAUCUUAUGUACCAUGGCCUGGGAAGCCUUUUUUCUUUUAAGAGUUAUUUUCACUUUCUGAAAAGAAUAUAGGGUUCAGCUCAAGAUAACUAUGGUCCUGAUAAAAUUGGAUGGGUAACUCUACCUCAGAAGGUUAAUAAGGAAAAAAAAGUACAUGAGUCACAAUUCAAUACUUUUGGCUCUGAUAUCACAGAAAUUUGGAGAGCACUGUGUUUUAGAUUUAUAAGGCAGAGUUGAUUUAUAAAGUCACAGUUGGCAUGUCCUGUUUUUAAUGGCAUUGGAUACAUUUAGAAAAAAAUGGGUUAAAAUUGAAUCAUUUCUCCAGCCAUUUGGAAAAGGCAGUAGUGCUAGGAGGUUCAUGGUACUAGGUUCCUGAGUUUAGCAUUUGAAAUUAGUUUGUUUUUUUUUUUAUUGUUAGUGAAAUUGAUAUGUGUAUAUUUGCAGACAUUUAUAUUUGUAUACACAGUACUUGCUAACCCUAGUCAAGAGACAUCAUUUAUAAAAGGUGUAAACAUCAAGGUUCUAAAAUUCAGAAGAGUUUAGAAUCAAUUAGGAGUUUCCCAAGUUGGGGUGUUAGUUUUUACAAGCUUAUCUCGUUCAAGUACUUCACUUGAGUAAGGGUUUGCACUUCUUGUCAAUGCAGCGCCAUUCCUUUUGCUUGGUUUUAGUUACAUUCAUAUUUCAGCCAUGCUAGUUCGCAUAAAGAGAUAGUUAUGAGCCAUAAGAAAAUCUUAUGACUUAAUUUUUACACAACUACGCUUAAGAGUUUUAGCAACAAAGAAAAAAAGAUCAGUCCACUGUACAUAUUAGCAUAGAUGGGUGGCUGGUUUUUACUACCAACAGUUGACUCCAGUCCUCCUGUUGGUAAGAAUGGGAAGGAUAAUGCAUUUUGUAAGCAUUAAGUUUAUGAAUCUAUCUAAAAUAUUAUUUAAUCUCUCACUAUAAUAAUUCUGUGGUUAUGCUAAGAGCUGUGUAUAUUUCUGGUGAUUCUUUUGUUAAUCCUUCUAGGAUAGCAAGGAGGCAGAACCUUCACUGUUCUAUUAUUUUCUCAGAAUAUCUUUAAUAAGACUAACCUCUUUAAUUCUAGUGCAGAUUUCCAAAUGUGGUCACUAGCCAUUGAUUUCAUAAGGAAAAAACUCAUCAGCUUUAUAUUCCUAUUGGAGAGCUUGGCCUUCAUGAUUUCUAGAAAUGUUUUUGGCUAUGGAACCAAAGUUCCAAAUGCAGUUAAUGUUUUCAGUGUGGUUGGUUGAAUAAAAUCUGAAAGAAUGUAUCCUUUUAGAACAUAACACUUCAACAUCUUGGGAAUGUGACACUACCAUAGACUACUGACACCUCCAGUGUUGACUUUGGAAGCUUCAAAAAGGAGCUCCCAUCACCCUCUUUAGCCCCAUUUAUUGUCACAAAUCUAUUUCUCUAUAUUUGUCUUUCAUUGAGUUAGAGUCGUGUAGUAUACCACAUUAGUUAGGAGGAAAAUGUUUUAAAUGUUCUUUUAAUGAUGGCCCAAAAAAGUAUUUGACACAGCAAGUGCAUGUGUUACUGUACUGAGAAUACAGAAUAAUAACAGUGUCACUAAAUUUAAGACCUUGUCCCAGUCAUGCUCUUCCUGGCAAGAAGUUUGGCCUGUGACUGCACUUAUUGUUUGUGCUCAUCAGAAACUGUCAAUGUCUGCUUUAACUUUGCAGUCUGUAACAUCACGCUGUUUAUUAAAAAAAAAAUUACUUUAA
Bubalus bubalis (water buffalo) is the source of this 9719-nucleotide messenger RNA. RefSeq names its product phosphatidylinositol-4,5-bisphosphate 3-kinase catalytic subunit alpha (gene PIK3CA). Gene Ontology annotation, biological process: cell migration; phosphatidylinositol-3-phosphate biosynthetic process; phosphatidylinositol-mediated signaling. The record is from RefSeq and is a predicted model, not a curated record. NCBI's taxonomy places the organism in Eukaryota, Metazoa, Chordata, Mammalia, Artiodactyla, Bovidae. The transcript has 24 exons. Gene Ontology annotation, cellular component: plasma membrane; cytoplasm; phosphatidylinositol 3-kinase complex, class IA. Gene Ontology annotation, molecular function: 1-phosphatidylinositol-4-phosphate 3-kinase activity; 1-phosphatidylinositol-3-kinase activity. The coding region runs from base 703 to 3909 and encodes 1068 amino acids.